AUGUUACAGCAGGAAUCCAGCACCGCUCCCAAGGACCAUUUCGAGGACUUUUUCGAUCGGGCGAACGGUCCCGAGAAAGCCAACUUCGCGAUCAAGCGCCCGUUAAUCGCAGCGGCACGAAAUGGAAGCGAAAAGGUCAGAUCAAAACGAACGCCCAAACCUCUGCCAGAGCCAGAGCCCAAUCCCGUCGAGAUUGUGAGGUCUGGAGAACGGCGUCAAUUCUCGCCACUUCUGCUACGGGAUAUGUGUCAGUGCAACCAUUGUGUGGAUCCUUCGACUCGUCAGAAGCAUUUCGCGACUGUGGAUAUACCGCAGGCUAUCGUUCCGAGGAGCGUGCAGCUGGACGAGACCCAUGUGCACAUUACCUGGUCUAACGAUAUACCCGGAUUGGACGAGAGUCAUACCACCUCGAUCCCGCUGUCAACCAUUGACAAUAUUAUCGACACUGGCAGGCCAGUCGAGCCUAGACAGCCACUUCCCAGGUCGCUUUGGGAUGCCCAGACAUACACCGAGGAGACUCACGACUUUGAUUACGAAGCCUACAUGAAGGACGAUUCGAUACUACUCGCAGCUCUACAGCAACUAGAGACUCACGGUCUCAUGUUCAUUAACAACGUUCCUGAGAGCGCAGAGUCUGUGGAAACGUUGGCGCAACGGAUCGGUCCUCUCAAGACCACCUUCUACGGGAAAACGUGGGACGUACGAUCUGUGCCCGAAGCGAAGAAUGUCGCAUACACAUCUCAAAAUCUUGGAUUUCAUAUGGACCUGAUGUACAUGAAGCAGCCGCCGCAUUUACAACUCCUACACUGCAUUCGAUCGUCCGCCGCCGGCGGCGCCAGCUUGUUCAGCGAUAGCUUCAGAGCAGCCGAGAACAUGGCGCGCACGGACUUUGCCGACUUUUCGACCUUGUCCCGAAUCCCAGUAACAUAUCACUACGACCAUGCCGAUCACUACUAUCGUCAAAGACGGACGGUGAUCGAGCAACGUUCCUUCCAGAUCGGUCCAACGCAAUUCAAGGACUUCACCGACUUCGCCAGAUACAAGUCCAGAUCCGAGACGAACAGCAAGCGUGUGCCCAAUUUGGCGACGAUGGAUUUCGUCGAACACGUUGCUUGGAGCCCUCCCUUCCAAGGUCCAUUCUCCUUGGCAAGCGAAGAUACACGUCGAUAUGGCGCCCCGGAGAACUUUCUCAACGGUGCCGUCAGAUCGUGGCAUGCGGCUGCUCAGAAAUUCAACGAGCUCAUUCACCUUCCGGAGAAUGUGUAUGAGAGGACGAUGAAGCCCGGAGAAUGUGUGAUCUUUGAUAACAGGCGAGUGUUGCAUGCGAGAAGGGCUUUUGAGGUUGGUGAUGCAGGGAAGGAGCGGUGGUUGCGGGGGGCGUAUAUCGAUAAGGAUCCCUUUAUGAGCAAGUUGAAGGUCAUGGAGGAGGAGAAGUAG
Zasmidium cellare ATCC 36951 is the source of this 1437-nucleotide messenger RNA. RefSeq lists its product as uncharacterized. Gene Ontology annotation, cellular component: mitochondrion. The record is from RefSeq and is a predicted model, not a curated record. The transcript has a single exon. Gene Ontology annotation, biological process: carnitine biosynthetic process. Gene Ontology annotation, molecular function: oxidoreductase activity. NCBI's taxonomy places the organism in Eukaryota, Fungi, Ascomycota, Dothideomycetes, Mycosphaerellales, Mycosphaerellaceae. The coding region runs from base 1 to 1437 and encodes 478 amino acids.